Molecule: messenger RNA, 831 nt
Organism: Ectocarpus sp. CCAP 1310/34
Lineage: Eukaryota; Phaeophyceae; Ectocarpales; Ectocarpaceae
Source: the annotation of a GenBank genome assembly
AUGUCCCAGGUGCCACAGAGGCAGGGAAGGCGNCGCGUCAAACACGACGUUGAAAGCGGGGCACCGUUCACGGGGGAAAGAAACCUGAGCAUGGACAUCGUCAUCAGGCCAGGAGCCCUCACGAACGCAUCUUCUCCGGGGUACCACAACAAAGGAAUACUCCUCGAUGUCACACACGCAGACCCGCAAGCACAGGUACACUUGCGGAACGGCAGCGCGACCAGCGAUGGAAUCGCAGCCCAAGCAUCCGAGGCGCGAAAGCGUCAGCACUACGCUCGUCCGGGACACGUGUCCUUUGACGAACGCAGAUUUAAACUUACCACCUUAGCCGUGGAAAGCUUUGGCCGCCUUGGAGAGGAGGGUUACGAGUUCAUCGAUGAACUUGCGACACAUGCCGUGGGAGGAAGGGACGGAGGAACGAUGGCUCUGAAAGGAGUCUUCAAGGAACGACUUCUUCAGAUCGUUUCGGUGGCUACACAGGUGGCCAUAUCUCGGCGAGUGCAGAGGUACAAGCUCGCAUUGCGCGGGCGUCAAGACGCCGAAAACAGGCGAACAAGAUCGACCUCGGACCAGUCAACGCCAAUGAUAUGGGGAUGGAGUGUAGACGCAUCGUAGAACGCGUUUUCGUUUGAAGUUGGCGUCUUGUUUGAGAUGUGACAGAUUUGCGUAGAAUAGGGUAAGAUGUUAUCAUGAACGGAGAUGAAAGGGCUUUUCCAACACGGAGAUGUAGCAUGGAUCAAAGCAUUUGUUGGAUUUCAGCUUUUACAAGCGGACAUCAACGCAGUAGUAUUUUAGCAAGCUUACGAACGCAUAUAGGAUACCAUCAGGAUU